Messenger RNA from Drosophila willistoni, 843 nucleotides. RefSeq lists its product as uncharacterized. The transcript has a single exon. The record is from RefSeq and is a predicted model, not a curated record. Lineage: Eukaryota; Metazoa; Arthropoda; Insecta; Diptera; Drosophilidae. The coding region runs from base 1 to 843 and encodes 280 amino acids.
AUGAAUAAAACGUUUACCGAUUCCAUAUCUAAUGCGGACACCACUCCACUUGACAACGGAUACGCUGUGGAUGAUAAUUCAACACGGGAGAUUAUUGAUGAAUUCACCUGGCCUCAAGUUCUGGUAACCCUUUCGAGUGGCUUGUUCCUCCUAUUAUGUGAUGUGAUUGCUCACAUUACCGUGCUAAUUAUUACCGUGGUCAUAAGCCGCAGGUGUCUGAAUUUAAAACUACAACGAACUGGCGAGCAUGCGUUCUACUGUACGUUGGCUUUUGUGUCGUUUACCAGCGAAUCGCUAAUUAUAAGCCAUUGUUGGUGGAUGUUGGAUUUGAUUGGCAAACGUAAUUGCGAUCUGGUUCACAUUGCCCUGGGCCUAAUGGCGCUUUGUAUCGGAUUGCUAGGCAUCAGUGUGGAGAUAUAUCGCAGGCGUUUCAAAUCGCUGAAGCACUUGCAAACUAAGGUCAAUCCACCUGUCGUCCAUCUAACCACACAUGGGGCAUUGGGUUUCGGUGGCUGUAUCCUCAGUGCCGUUUGCUUGGCCACUGGAGUGGCGCUACUCUUUUUCAGCAAUCUGCCAUUGCAUCUAACGCAUCGAUUCUGCGGUCUCUUGGGAUUUGUCGUAUUAAUGUUUUGCCAAUGGCAUGCCUAUAACACGGAAUACAUUCGUCGACAUUGGCGUUUUCAAACCAUUCGGCUCCUCAAAUGGACCACACUGGUGGCAACAAUAACAUCGUCCAUUUUUGAGUUUAAGGCGAUCACCCGGGACAUUGUGUUUUUAUUGCCCAAAGAAAUAUUUGAAACCAUUGCCGUCCAUGACGCGCCAACUCAUGCCAAUCAGGAUUAA